AUGCUUUUGUUAUUUACUCUUCUUCAACAGCAGCAGCAGCAGCAGCAGCAACAGCAGCAGCAGCAGCAACAGCAGCAGCAGGCGCAGCAACAGCAGCAACAGCAGAAGGCGCAGCAACAGCUACUGCAAUACAUGCAGCAGCAGCAACAACAACAGCGUCGACAAUCAAUGCAGCAGCAGCAGCAGCAGCAACAGCAGCAGCAGCAACAGCAGCAGCAACUACUGCAGUCAACGCAGCAGCAGCAGCAGCAACAGCAAGAAGAACGGCAGCAGCAGCGGAGGCAGCAAGUGCAGCAGCAGCAAUUGUUUCUGCAUUUUAUAGGGGGUGCUGCAGCUCAGCAAAUGAAGUCAGCUGAGCAGCAGCAGCAGCAGCAGCAGCAGCAGCAGCAGCAGCAACACCAGCAGCAGCAACAGCAGCAGCAGCAGCAGCAGCAGCAACAGCAACAGCAGCAGCAGCAGCAGCAGCAGCAGCCUCUGUAUUGUUUGAGUUUGUUUUGUAUUCGAUUUUAA
Eimeria mitis is the source of this 510-nucleotide messenger RNA. RefSeq lists its product as uncharacterized. The coding region runs from base 1 to 510 and encodes 169 amino acids. Lineage: Eukaryota; Apicomplexa; Conoidasida; Eucoccidiorida; Eimeriidae. The transcript has 3 exons. The record is from RefSeq and is a predicted model, not a curated record.